AUGGAGUACCCAGAAGUAACAAGACAACUUGGUAAAAAGAUUGAUAUUAACUAUUAUCUGAAAAGCAUUAUCGAGUUAUAUGCGCGUUUUAUAAAUUAUGAUGAUAGAUACCAGCUAUCAUUUGAAACUUUGCUACAAGUCUUAAAAAAGUUAAAAGAUGAG
Funneliformis geosporum is the source of this 162-nucleotide messenger RNA. The record is from the annotation of a GenBank genome assembly. NCBI's taxonomy places the organism in Eukaryota, Fungi, Glomeromycota, Glomeromycetes, Glomerales, Glomeraceae.